AUGUCUGAACGCGAGGUUGGAACCGUUAAGUGGUGGAACGACGAGAAGGGUUACGGCUUCAUCACCCCCGAGAGCGGCGCCGAUCUGUUCGUGCACUUCCGCGCGAUUGAGAGCCACGGCUUCAAGUCUCUCAAGGAUGGACAGAAGGUCUCCUUUGAGAUCGUCCAGGGGCAAAAGGGCCUCCAGGCGGAGAAGGUUCGGGUUGAAACUGAAGAGUGA
This is a messenger RNA of Penicillium canariense, 219 nucleotides long. Its product is annotated as cold-shock protein. Gene Ontology annotation, molecular function: transcription antitermination factor activity, RNA binding; RNA binding. The transcript has a single exon. The record is from RefSeq and is a predicted model, not a curated record. Gene Ontology annotation, biological process: negative regulation of termination of DNA-templated transcription. Gene Ontology annotation, cellular component: cytosol. The coding region runs from base 1 to 219 and encodes 72 amino acids. Lineage: Eukaryota; Fungi; Ascomycota; Eurotiomycetes; Eurotiales; Aspergillaceae.